This is a messenger RNA of Fundulus heteroclitus (mummichog), 1027 nucleotides long. Its product is annotated as biogenesis of lysosome-related organelles complex 1 subunit 5-like. The record is from RefSeq and is a predicted model, not a curated record. Gene Ontology annotation, cellular component: transport vesicle; BLOC-1 complex. NCBI's taxonomy places the organism in Eukaryota, Metazoa, Chordata, Actinopteri, Cyprinodontiformes, Fundulidae. The coding region runs from base 192 to 653 and encodes 153 amino acids. The transcript is spliced from 6 exons.
UGACCCGGAAGUAGUGGACGUGUUUACAAUCUGAGUCAGCUGACUUGCUUCCACCUAGCUGUGACAGACCCUCGCAGCUUUUAACGGGUUACUGCAGCUGCAGUGCAGCGGCCAGUUUAGGAGCUGCUCCAUUAGCAGAGGCUGGCAACAGUGUUUAGCUUCUAAAGCAACAUUCAGGAGACUUUCUGACGAUGGAGAAGGUUGCUAAAGAUGUUGGUGAUAUCCAGUCCAGACUGUUGGACCACAGACCUGUUGUCAGUGCAGAAGUUCGCUACUUUGUCAGAGAGUUUGAGGAGAAGCGAGGUUUGAGGGAAUGCCGGCUGCUGGAGAACCUGAAUAAAAUGGUCCAGGAGGCAAACGAGCAAAUACUGCCCUCUAAUUUAGAGGAAAUGAGCCAGAAACUGUCUGACAUCAGUAAGCGCUUGGAGGCUGCUAAUCACAUGGCAGAGAGAGUCCAGCAGAGGGAGCUGGAGGCACAGCAGAACACCGGGCUGCAGGCGAACAUGGAGAAAUUAAAAGAGGACUGGGCUGAGUUUCUGAAGGAGCAGCAGAGAUUAAAGGAAGAGGUGGAUGAGGAGCACGCUAAGGCUGUUGGAGAACUCAGCUCUCGCUUUAGUGAAAAGAAGAAGGACUUGGCACAAUUUUCUUUCUGACCACUUUUCUAUUGUAUGAACAGUUAACAUUUGUUUAUCAAACUUGUACUUGGUGUUGGCAGAAAAACAGCCAACAGUCACUGAUGAUGAAUAAAAAGGUCAAAUGUGACCUAGUAUUUAUUGAUGACGUUUCUGCAGCAUGUGAAACUCGGCAUACUUUGUACUUCUUCUGAAAAUAAUUUAUACUCAGGUUGAAAGGAAAUCUAUAUUUAGACUCAAAUAGUGUUAGAUUAUGGCAUGGUGAACAGUUAUUGUAGAUCUAUACUCCUUGGGGAUAUUAUGGCGCUAACACUGACUUCAUGUUGACCUGUGAGAGAGAUAACUGUUCUUAAUAAAAGGCUCUUCAUUUUACAUUAAAGUGUUUUAUGCUACCA